UAUUAUUAUUUAUUUAUACAGUUGUUUGUAGAAAAAUUUUUCCUUCAUUAGCAGAAAUUCUGAAGAUUAGGUCUUACAUAUCAUGCCAGGUCCCAUAAUUCAAGGUGAAACCAUUUGUUGUGUUUGCACUCAGGAGGUCGAACAUCCUGCUCAAUUGUUAGCUACAAGGUGCAAUCAUUAUUUUCACCACGCCUGCUUUAAUACUCGCACUGACAAUAGGAAUUUGUGCCCAGUGUGUCGAACUGUAUUAAUAAGAUCUUCUAUGAAUCUUGCUGAAGAGUUGGAAGCAGCCAGUUCAAGUGCAAAUAUGAGAACUAGAGGGCAAGCGAAAGCCGCGGCGGCGGUCGCAUCGGCAAAUUGCAAUGUAGAAAAUUCUACUGAUAUUGGUAGCAGGUCCAGCUCGCAGCCAAGGCAGCCGACUCCAAUUCCACAAGCUCCGCAACCGGUUGUAGUUCAGAGUCCAAUAGCUCAGCCAGCAGCAAGUGCUGUUGGCCAAGAAAUACAACAGACAAUUGCGGCUGCGAUAUCAGCAGCAUUAGUACAGCAGACGCAGAUACUAUCGCAGGUGCUGGAGAAUGGGUUUCAGAGAGUAGCUCAGCAAAGACUAGCUGCACAUAAUGAACAAUUUCAAUCCGUUCCUAGACCUUCUCCACCAUGUCCACAGCAUCAAAGCUUUGAGGAGUUGUUUGGAUUACCAAAUCGGCUAGAUACGAAUCCGUUGGUAAAUCCGAGGGCGCCACAAGUUGGUGCCAACUCUUCGCCAUUGGGUUCUCAGCUGAGUAAUAGUCUGCGACCCGACAGAAUUAGCCAGAUUAUUGCUAAUUGGAAGCUGAGGUACUCUGGACAUUCGUCUAUGUCGAUAGAAGACUUUCUAUAUCGAGUAGAGUCACUGACUCGACAAACGCUGGACGGAGACUUUGAGUUGCUAGCAAGAUAUGCGAGUAACUUGUUUGAGGGUAGAGGAAGUGAAUUUUUCUGGAGGUACCACAAAAGUGUGACCGAAGUUCGUUGGGCAGACUUAUGCAAGGCAUUGAAAACUCAGUUUACGGAUGGCAGAACCGAUUUGGAGAUUCGAACAGCUAUUUCGCAACGAAAGCAGAAAGCCAACGAAUCAUUCGAUCAGUUCUACGAAGCCAUUGUGGCAUUAGUAGAUCGUUUGAUCAGCCCAAUGAGUGAGCAGUCCAUACUGGAGGUCUUGCGAGCCAAUUUGCUCUCUGAUAUUCAGCACGAACUAUUGUAUGUGCCAAUAUUCAGCGUUGAGCAGUUGCGUCACACUGUUCGUACGCGAGAGAGGUUUUUAAAAACCAUUUCAAUGCCAUCAUCAAUUCCAAGAGGUUUACCGAGACGGUAUGUAAGUGAAGUCACGGUUCAAGCCACAAUGCAUGAAGAGGAUGAUGUUGCAGAGCCAGAGAAUCUGGAGGUGGAUGCUCUGACACUUUCAUGUUGGAAUUGUGGGAAGAGUGGUCAUAGAUACCAAGAUUGUGUAGCCGUACGUAAAGUAUUUUGCUACGGUUGUGGUAAGCGUGACACUUAUCGACCCAGUUGCACGAAGUGUGCAAUUCCAACUAAACCUGUAGGUGCGCGCACCGUUAACAAGUGCACGCAAACAAGUCUCAAAGGGUACCAACCCCGAGUAUGUGAAGAUAACAGUUUAUCCAACAUAGUUUCUGAAAUUCAAAUAAACCCGGCCAGAUCUAUUAGUUCGGAUGUAGAGAAUGUUUGCAAUUCAGGUGUUCGCAAUAAACAGCGGAAGGGGAAUUGCAUAAUAAGCAAUAAGGAGGAAAAGAGAGCUGUAUUAGCGUCAAUAGUAGACAUCACUGGUGAUCCUCGUCCUUAUGCCCAAGUCAAGAUGCUAGGCAAAACGAUAACUGGGUUAAUGGACACGGGCGCUACUAUUAACUGCAUUGGUGGGAAGUUAGCUGAGGAAAUACUAGCAAACAACACCGAAUAUACGCAACUAUCGUCAUCGGUGAAAACUGCUGAUGGAAAUAGGCAGCGAAUUUGUGGCAAAUUGAGUGUUCCUGUCCAAUUUAAGGGCAAGAUACAAGCACAACGAUUUUAUAUCGUACCAACUUUGUCACAAGACGUAUAUUUGGGUAUUGAGUUUUGGAGAGAUUUCAAGCUAUUGCCAAUAUGUUUGAUGCACCCGGCUGACACUGAUAGAAUUGCAUCAAUUACCUUUGAUAAUUCGCAGCAACUCGAGUUGACAUCGGAGCAACAAACAGAACUGGCAAAUUUCAUGCGAAGGACCUUAAGCAAUAAUCGCUUAUCUUCGCACCAUUGCUAUUAAGCUACCUCCAAGCGGGUAUCCCACUUUGUCGUUACAACGACUAAGUGUGAUUUUGCCAGGGGGAUGUGUAAUAGGCCGCUUGUCGUAUUUGAAAUUGAAUACACCACAGACAGGCACCAACACAAGGAAAGAUCUUUCUGCGUGGGAGUCUCUAAUGUAUGUAAGUCUGUUUCACUCUAACUAAUUAAUAAUACAUGAGCUACAGCUAAAGCUUCCCUUUUGUUGGUGGUCCAUCUGACCAUAGCGCUGCUACAGCUGUCUGCAGUCCCAGCGGUCAGUGACCUUGCGAGACUGGCAAUAGCAAAACAUUUCAUUGAGUGACAGCCAUCAGCUGAUCCUCAUUUUUACUUGCAUCUAGUGUUUGCCUAUAUUCGGUGUGAUGGUCUAACAUUGCAUUUCUAAAUGAACCAAAACUAGUUCAUUUUAGCUCAUUUUUUCCUUCUCUUAAUUUAUUCAACAUUGAAAUGCAAAAAUAAUUAUUUAUAUUAUAAUUAUGCUAGAUCAUAUUUUAUAUUUAUAGGUUAAUUAUUUUUAGUUUUUCUUUAUUUAUUUUUUUUUCUUUUUGCUUUAUUUAUAAAUUCCCGCCUCAUACACACUUACCAUGUUAGUCCGUUAAUCUAUUUAUUUAUUUAUUUUUCUUGUCAUUUUUUUUCUUGUCAUUUCAUAAUGUUGUUAAUAUUCAAAGUAUUUUUGUUAUCUGUUAAUAAAUUAAGUAUGUUCGCUUAAGUGCCUAUUUUUAUUUGGAACCAUGCAUCACCAAGCAGGAGUAGGUUAGCCGAACCACUGUCUCUUAGGGAUCCUGCCAACUUUUUAGUUUUUGGCAAUGAAUGCAGGAUCACGGUAGGGUGGGCGUCUGCACACAACAACAGCUGUGUUGCAUGAGAGAGUGGCUCCGUCUUCUUUGUUAACCUACCUUCCUCUCCUUCCCUUUCUCUUCUCUUUCACUAUUGUUUCAUGUAACCUUCCCAUUGCACUUCUUUUCUGUCUUCCCUUAUGUACGCGAAUUUUAAAUGUAUUAUUGUUAUAAGUGGUGCGUCCUAUUAGUUGGCCCUUUCCUUGAACCCCAUGCUAUCUGAGCAAAGCCCGGAGAAGCCAGCGCGUACGCCACACUAGUAAACCUUCCACCAGCACCAGACGAAUACUACACUAGUGAUUCGU
This is a messenger RNA of Drosophila albomicans, 3448 nucleotides long. RefSeq lists its product as uncharacterized. The transcript is spliced from 2 exons. Bases 83 to 2290 code for a protein of 735 amino acids. NCBI's taxonomy places the organism in Eukaryota, Metazoa, Arthropoda, Insecta, Diptera, Drosophilidae. Gene Ontology annotation, molecular function: nucleic acid binding; zinc ion binding. The record is from RefSeq and is a predicted model, not a curated record.